UUGUGAUGACAUUUGUGCUAGCAGCGCGGUAGGAGAAGUUACCACUCCGCAGGGAAACUGUAGCUACCACCGCAGAACUGGAGUAAACUGCUCAUGUCGUCUUUGGCGAGCGCGGAGCGACGUGCGUUCGCUCUGAAAAUCAACAGACACUCGUCUGCUGAGAUCAGGAGACACUUCGGUGGGAACUAUGGGUCCCCCCAGGUCUCCAAGCAACAUAGUCGUCACAGCUCCAACGCAUCAGUCUCCACUUGCUCCACCGUGCCCCAGUCAUAUGACGCGGUGGAGCCCUUGGACCUGGAAGAGUUUCUGAUGUCACAGCUACGGAGUGGAGACUCCGCCCUCAUGCAGGAGCUUGGAGAUUUCCCCGACGACGACCUGGAAGUAGAACUGUUGGAGAAGGAGUGUCGGACCGUACGCCACUCUGUACCGGAGGAGGGGGUGGAGUUGGAUUCCCAUGUCAGGGACUGUGUUCAGAGUUACACCCAACCCUGGCUGAUGGUCAGCAGGAGGUGCCAGGGAGAUAGUUGGAGUGCAUAUUCGGAGCGGGCAUGUCUACACAAAACUCUGCAGAAACAGACAUUUGAGUCUGACGUGCAGCCAGAGAAACCAGAGACACCGGUGAAGUCCCCGUCCCUGGCGGUACUGAGUGAUGACUCCAGCAGGACCCUGACCUCCUCUGACUUUGACCUCCGCUCUGGUCUGACCCCUGACCCCAGAGUGGAGGGGCUGCUGCACUUCAGUAACCAUGACGACCUGGACAGAUUCAACCAGGAAGCCCGGCAGGGGAACCGCCACCCUGAGCUGUUUGCCCUGUACCCACCCGCCGACGAGGAUGAUGCAGUGGAGAUCCGGCCCAUUCCCGACUGUCCCAAAGAGCACAUGGGCGACCGGAUCAUCAUCCGGUGUCAAGCCAUCAAGUUUGAGAUUGACAUUGAACCACUAUUUGCUACCCUGGCUCUGUACGACCUGAGAGAGAAGAAAAAGAUAUCCGAGAACUUCUACUGUGAUCUGAACUCAGACCAGUUUAAAGGGUUCCUGAAACCCCACACGCCACAGACGGACCACUCCACCCUCUCCCGAGCAGCCAUCUUCUCCAUCACAUACCCCUCCCCAGACAUCUACCUGGUCAUCAAGAUAGAGAAGGUGCUGCAGCAGGGAGAGAUCAGUGACUGUGCGGAACCAUACAUGGUCAUGAAGGAGACGGACUCAGCAAAGAACAAGGAGAAGCUGGAGAAGCUGCGUAAUCAGUCUGAGAUGUUCUGUCAGAGACUUGGUCGCUACCGCAUGCCCUUUGCCUGGGCUACAGUCAACAUCAUGAACGUCAUCAGCACCGCCACACUGGACCGAGACACCACCGACUCUGACAGCCUCAACGGUAAAUCCAGCAGUCUGGAAAAGAGAGGUCAGUUGCCCAGGAGGAACUCAGAGAGGUUCGGUACCAUGGAAGACCAGUGUAACAUGUCUGCCUUCAAACCUGCUACCAUCACCAUCAGCACCUUCUGCAAGCAGGAGGGGGACCGUCUGAGUGAUGAGGACUUGUUUAAGUUCCUGGCAGACAUCAAGAAGUUCUCAUCCCUGCAGAGAAGAAUUAAAACCAUACCAGGUACAAUAAGACUGGAUGUGACUCCGGUCCAUGACAACCCAGUGGCCUGUCUGUCUACUGAGCUGAUCCCAGUCAAACCACUGGCUGAGAAGAACGUCCGACCUGUCAAAGAGGUGUUGGAGUUCCCCUCCAGCGAGGUCUAUGUUCCACACAGCACUUACAGGAACCUGCUCUAUGUAUACCCCCAGCGACUCAACUUUGUCAACAGGCUGACUUCAGGAGGAAGGAAUAUCACUAUUAAAAUCCAGUUUAUGAGUGGAGAAGACCCCAGCUGUGUGAUGCCUGUCAUUUUUGGAAAAUCGAAUGGUCCUGAGUUUGUGCAGGAAGUAUACACCCCAGUCACGUACCAUAACAAGUCACCAGACUUCUAUGAGGAGGUGAAGAUGGUUCUGCCUGCCAGGCUGACUGAGAGACACCACCUGCUGUUCACAUUCUACCACAUCAGCUGUCAACAGAAACAGAACCAGACUGGAGCCAGUGAGACACUCAUAGGUUACUCUUGGCUGCCUAUACUGAGUACUGACAGACUACAGACUGGUCAGUACUGCCUCCCUAUCGCCCUGGACAGAUUGCCUGUCAACUACUCACUGCACUCACCUGAGAGGAUUACCCCUCAGGUUCCUCCAGUCAAGUGGAUGGAAAGUCACAAAGGAGUUUUCAACCUGGAGAUACAGGCUGUGUCCUCAGUACACACACAGGACAACCACUUGGAGCGUUUCUUCACAUUGUGCCAUGCCCUGGAGGGCGGAGUGACGUUCCCUCUCCGGGUUCGGGAAGAGAAGAUUCCGGAGAACAAGCUGGAGCAUGAGCUGAAGCUGAGCAUCAUCUCCCUGUCGUCCUCCAGACUAGAACCUCUGGUCCUCUACCUCCAUCUGGUCUUAGAUAAACUGUUCACCCUCAUCAUGCAGCCCAUGGUCAUCGCUGGACAAACAGCCAACCUGGCCCAGAUAGCGUUUGAGUCAGUGGUGUCAAUCGUCAACAGUCUCCACAACAGCCAGGAGUUGGCCAGGGACCAGCAGGGCAGGAACGGUCUCCUAGCAACAUACCUGUACUGGGUGUUCCGUCUGCCUGACUCCAAUGAGCUCCUUAACACAGGUCCAGGGGGUGUGGUACCUCCCACUGAGGGCCGCUACAGUACAAUGGGGCGGGCCUCGGCCACCACAGUAGGAACCAUGUUACUGCAGUCCCGGCUCCGCAGCAGCAGCAACCCUGAUAUCCCUGCCCCACACAGUGCAGAAGACACAGAGGUGAAAAACAUCCUGGCAGCUAAGGGCCAGAACAACCCAGGCAGUCGUAUGUCGACCUAUGUGGAUGUGAGCAGCCACCCUCAGAGCUCUACGGGCGGGACCCGGCCCUCCAACAGAAAACAGUUCCAUGAAGAGUUGGCUCUACAGAUUGUGGUCAGCACAGGAGUCUGCAGAGAGAACGCAUAUAAAUAUGCCUGGUUCUUCUUUGAACUGUUGGUGAAGAGCAUGGCCCAGCAUGUGUCUCAGCUGGAGAAGCAAGACGUCCCUCGCAGGAGCCGCUUCUCAGACCGCUUCAAAGAUGAUGUCACAACCAUCGUCUCUGUGGUUACUGCUGAGAUAGGGACCAUCCUGGUCAAACAGCAGAAGGAGUUGGAGCAGGCAGAGAAGGUGAACAUCAGCCUGGCCUUCUUCCUGUAUGACCUGCUGUCUCUAAUGGACCGAGGCUUUGUCUUCAUCUUGGUCAAAAACUACUGCAACCAGAUGUCGACAAAGACCGUUUCCAUGCCAACCCUGAUUAGCAUGCGGUUGGAGUUCCUGCGUAUCCUGUGCAGUCACGAGCACUACCUCAACCUCAGCCUUUACUUCAGUAGCCCUGCCUCUGCACCCGUCUCUCCAUGCCCAUCCAUCUCCUCACAGAGCUCCAGUUCCUGUAGUUUCCAGGAGCAGAGGAUCCUGGGGCUGUUCGAGCUGUCCCAGGAGUUUAAACAGCAGCACUACCUCGCUGGUCUACUGCUCACUGAGCUCAGCGCUGCACUGGACAUGGAGUCAGAGGGGGGUAAGGUCCAGAAAAAGGCCAUCAACGCCACCUACAGUCUGCUGUGUGCCCAUGACCUGGACCAGCGCUGUACCCGUCCUGACGUCCGGGCCAAGGUGGCCACUCUCUACCUCCCCCUGGUGGGCAUCAUCAUUGACUCCAUCAACUACCUGGACUUCACAGUGUCCGAGGCUCGCGGAGGGAAGAGUAAGACUGGAGGGGCAGACGAAGACCCCGACAACAUCACGCCCAUUAACCAGUCUAUUGCUAUGGCGAUCGCCGGCAAUCCCUUCAACACCUUGGCGAGGAAUGCCCUGGCUUCCAUGGCGUCUGUGCAGUCUGCUAAGGCAGUGGCCACCCUGUCAGCAGAGACCAGUCGUAACCUGCUGCUGUGUUUCCUGUGGGUGAUGAAGAACGCUGAGAGGAGUCUGAUCCAGCGCUGGACUGUAGACAUGCCCUCCGCACAGCUCAACAGACUGCUAGAACUACUCACCAUCUGUGUUUCCUGCUUUGAGUACAGGGGGAAGCGGAGUAGUGAUAAGGUGAGCACGCAGGCCUUACAGAAGUCCCAGCAGGCCAAGAUGCAGCUGGAGGACUCCCUACUGAGGGGCAUCGGAGCCCGGGGGGAAAUGAUGCGACGGGCUGGAGGAAGUGACCGUGCAGGUCAGAGAGUGAACCUGCGCUGGAGAAAAGACCUGACACAGUGGAGGCAGACCAAUGACAAACACGACAAAACCAAAGCAGAGCUGGACCAGGAGGCUCUGAUCAGUGGGAAUCUGGCUACCGAGUCCAACCUCAUAGUCCUGGACCUACUGGAGACCAUAGUACAGGCUGUUCCAUUGGCUGACUGUAAGGAAAGUGUUGUGGGUGGUGUGUUGAGGGUGUUGCUACACUGUCUCACCUGCAACCAGAGUACAACCUUCCUGUCUCACUGCUUCAGCACACUGCGAGCACUCGUCGUCAAGUUUGGUGACCUGUUAUUUGAAGAGGAAGCCGAGCAGUGUGCAGACCUGUGUCAGAAGGUGCUCCAGCACUGUAGCAGUCCUGUGGAUGGAAAUAGAAGCCAGGCCUGCGCUACCCUAUACCUCAUCAUGAGAUACAGCUUCAGCUCAGCCAAUAACUUCUCCCGGGUGAAGAUGCAGGUGACUAUGUCUCUAGCCUCUCUGGUGGGGAAGUCCUCGGACUUCCAUGAGGAGUACCUCCGCAGGUCCCUACGCACCAUACUGGCCUAUGCAGAGGAGGACACAGAGAUGCAGAACACACCGCUGCCCUCACAGGUGGAUGAGCUGCUGAGGAACUUAAACAGUAUCCUGUCAGACACGGUGAAGAUGAGAGAGUUCCAGGAAGACCCAGAGAUGCUCAUGGACCUCAUGUACAGGAUAGCGAAGGGUUACCAGACGUCUCCUGACCUGAGGUUGACCUGGCUGCAGAACAUGGCGGAAAAACACAAGAACAGGAAGUGUUUUACCGAGUCGGCCAUGUGUCUGGUCCAUGCUGCAGCCCUGGUGGCUGAAUACCUCAGCAUGCUGGAGGACCACAAAUACCUACCUGUGGGCAGUGUCACCUUUCAGAACAUCUCUCCCAAUGUGCUGGAGGAGUCCGCGGUAUCAGAUGACAUACUGUCCCCAGAUGAGGACGGUGUCUGUUCAGGACAAUACUUCACCACCAGUGGUCUGGUGGGCCUACUGAAGCAGGCUGCGGAACUCUUCAGCAACGGUGGUCUGUAUGAGACAGUGAAUGAAGUGUAUAAGAUCAUAAUGCCUGUUCUGGAGGCUCACAGAGAUUUCCGGGAGCUGGUCUCUACUCACGAGAAACUCCAGAGAGCCUUCGACAACAUCAUUCAGAAGGGCCAUAAGAGGAUGUUUGGGACGUAUUUCCGCGUGGGUUUUUAUGGGGCCAAGUUUGGAGACCUGGACGAACAGGAGUUUGUUUACAAGGAGCCAGGGAUCACCCACCUGCCAGAGAUAUCCCACAGACUGGAGAACUUCUACAGUCAGUGUUUUGGCGAUGCCCUGGAGAUGAUCAAAGACUCCAAAGACAUAGACAGAAGCAAACUGGAUGCUAACAAGGCCUACAUACAGAUCACCUACGUGGAGCCCUUCUUUGAUGACUAUGAGAUGAAAGACCGCCUGACCAACUUUGAGAAGAACUUCAACUUGCGUCGCUUCAUGUACACCACGCCCUUCACAAAGGCCGGGCGGCCACGUGGUGAGCUCAACGAGCAGUACAAGAGAAAGACCAUCCUCACCACCAUGCACACCUUCCCCUACAUCAAGACACGCAUCAACGUCAUCCAGAAAGAAGAGUUUGACCUGACUCCCAUUGAGGUGGCCAUCGAGGACAUGCAGAAGAAGACCAGGGAGUUAGCAGUAGCCACACACAGGGAGCGUCCCGAUGCUAAGAUGCUCCAGAUGCUUCUACAGGGCUCUGUGGGAGCCACCGUCAACCAGGGACCGUUGGAGGUGGCCCAGGUCUUUCUGAAUGAGAUCCCAGCAGACCCCAAGCUCUUCCGCCACCACAACAAACUGCGCCUGUGUUUCAAAGAGUUCAUCAUGAGGUGUGGUGAGGCUGUGGAGAAGAACAAGCACCUGAUCACGUUAGACCAGAAGGAGUACCAACAGGAGUUGAAGAAGAACUACAACCGUCUGAGAGAGAACCUGCGUCCCAUGCUGGAGAGGAAGAUACCCGAGCUCUACAAACCCAUCAAACCACGCCUGGUGAACAGGGAUUCCGUCAAGCGGCUCAGUUUCCGCAGAGCACCUGAGGAAAUCUCCUGAGACGGCCAGACAGACUUCUCUAUCUGAGGGAAUGCUCCAGAGGCCAGAGAAAAAAGGAUGCUGUAAAAGUAGAAAAGGCGGCAAAGGGAAGAGGGAGAGCAGAAGGGAGCUAGCAGUCCUCAUUCACCAUGGAAGAGCAGUACUGUACACAUGAUUACACGGAGGACUUACAAUAAUAUCUGAAUCAAUAACACAACAUUGCUAGUUCUCUUGAGUUCUAUGAUUACUGCUAGUCCUAACGAUGCUGCAAACUACUGUGGGUUUGAGAAAGACGAGUACAAGUUCCACAUUUAAGGGAUACUUCAGGAUGUUGGCAAUGAAGCCCUUUAUCUACUUCCCCAGAGUCAAAUGAACUUGUGGACACCAUUUUUAUGCCUCUGUGUGCAGCUUGAAGGAAGUUGCUAACUAGCGUUAGUUCAACUGCCAACUAGCGUUAGCGCAAUGACUUGAUGUCUUUGGUAACUGUUGGCAUGCUAGUAGAUGGGUCAAAGACGUAUAAGGUUUUCAAAGUAGCAAAAAAACAAAACAGCAAUUACAAUUCCUUAAAAGGCUUUUUUAAAUGUUAAUUGGAGUGUCACCUAUGCCCAUAUUAGUUAUAUUCAAGAAUAAAGCCAAUAAUUAAUUUUUAUUGUGAUUUCAAAUAAAUGUACCUUACUGUUUUUUAUUUGAUACAUUUUUUUGCCCAUUUUUCAUAAUCACAAGGUUAAAUAUCCAUGCUUAGACUGGCAGAAAUAGAACUACCCCGAAAAAAAUACAUUUUAUUUUGAAUACCACAUAUGUGAUGUGCCACGGGUACAACUCAAAAUAUGUUGCAGGUUUUUUACAAAAACCUCCUGCCUUACACUGAAAAAAAUGCAAAAAUCUAUGAAAAUAUCUUUAAUUCAUGCUUUGAGAUUUUUGUCUCUGAGUCAACAAAACAAAGUUAUUGUAUUUUAAUAUAAAAUACUGGUGUUAUACUCUAUGAAAAUAUUUUGUUACCCUGAAUGACACUGGCACAGAAUAGGAUUUGCAUCCAUUAAAUAUUAUUAAUCUAUUAAUAGUAGGCUAUACUAUGAUAACACUGAAUCAAAGUUUAAAAGUUAAAUCAACUCCCUCUCCCUUUCUCUCUCAAACAUGGUUUGUUACUAUUUUGUUGCUAAUGUUAAUAAUAAUAAUUUUACUAUAAUUUGAGAAUGUGGCAACACUUUACGUUGCAUUAAGUUGCAUUAUUGCACGAUUAUUACAUGAUAGUUAAUGUUGUAAUUAUGCAUUGUUACACUCUAACUGGUAAAUGUAUAUUCAAUGCAGGUACACAAAUGCAAUUUCAAGAUGCCUACACAAAAUGGCUACAUAAAAUGCUCAUCAACCUACUUCAAUUCAAACUUGUAUAGUCUAGAUAUUUCAUAAAGUGUCCCAUAUGCGAAGCAGCUAUUAAUGAUUAUAAUUCAUGAUCCAUUUGGAAUCCAUAAUUAUGUGUGGGUGUGCAUAAUAUUAUAUUAACCAAUAUAAUCCAUCAGUUAUACCUUAACUGCGAUGCAAUAAAACAUAACUACAGUGUAAUAAUGUAACUUAAUGUUAAGCGUUAUCCACCCAGAUUUAUAUCCUAUUAUAUCCUAUUCUGUUGCUGACAGUAGCAUGAAAACAAUACCUUUUGUAUUUGCAUUUAUUAUGGUUCCCCAUUAGCUGCUGACAAACAGCAGCUACUCUUCCUGGUGUCCAACAAAAUUAAGGCAGAUUAUACCAUUUUAAAAACAUUACAAUACAUUCACAGAUUUCACAACACACUGUGUGCCCUCAGGCCCCUUCUCCACAACUACCACAUAUCUACAGUACUAAAUCCAUGUGUAUGUAUAGUGCGUAUGUUAUCGUAUGCAUGUGUCUGUGCCAAUGUUUGUUGUUUCACAGUCCCCGCUGUUCCACAAGGUGUUUUUCUAUCUAAUUUUACUGCUUGUGUCAGUUACUUGAUGCGGAAUAGAGUUCCAUGUAGUCAUGGCUCUAUGUAGUACUGUGUGCCUCCCAUAGUCUGUUAUGGACUUGGGGACUGUGAAGAGAUCUCUUGUGGGGUAUGCAUGGGUGCAAGCUGUGUGCCAGUAGUUUAGACAGACAGCUCGGUGCAGUCAACAUGUCAAUACCUCUCCUAAAUAAAAGUAGUGAUGAAGUCAAUCUCUCCUCCACUUUGAGCCAGGAGAGAUUGACAUGCAUAUGAUUAAUAUUAGCUCUCUGUGUACAUCCAAGGGCCAGCUGUGCUGCCCUGUUCUUUUCAUUUUAUUUUUUUGUGGCACCUGACCACACGACUGAACAGUAGUCAAGGCGCGACAAAACUAGGGCCUGUCGGACCUGCUUUGUUGAUAGUGUUGUUAAGAAGGCAGAGCAUUGCUUUAUUAUAUACAGACUUCUCCCCAUCUUAGCUACUACUGCAUCAAUAUGUUUUGACCAUGACAGUUUACAAUCUAGGGUUACUCCAAGCAGUUUUGUCAUCUCAACUUGCUCAAUUUCCAAAUGAUGUAUUACAAGAUUUAAUUGAGGUUUAGGGUUUAGUGAGUGUUUUGUUCCAGAUACAAUGCUAUAAAUAUUUAGGGCUAACUUAUUCCUUGCCAACCACUCUGAAACUAACUGCAGCUCUUUGAGUGUUGCAGUCAUUUCAGUCACUGUAGUAGCUGAUGUGUAUAGUGUUGAGUCAUCCGCAUACAUAGACACUCUGGCUUUACUCAGGGUCAGUGGUAUGUCAUUACUAAAAAUGGAAAAAAGCAAGGGGCCUAAACAGCUACUCUGGGGAAUUCCUGAUUCUACCUGGAUUAUGUUGGAGAGGCUUCCAUUAAAGAACACCCUCUGUGUUCUGUUAGACAAGUAACUCUUUAUCCACAUUAUAGCAGUGGGUGUAAAGCCAUAACACGUACGUUUUUCCAGCAGCAGACUAUCAAUAAUGUCAAAAGCUGCACUGAAGUCCAACAAGACACAAUCAUUUUAUCAUCAAUUUCUCUCAGCCAAUCAUCAGUCAUUUGUGUAAGUGCUGUGCUUGUUGAGUGUCCUUCCCUGUAGGCAUACUGAAAUUCUGUUGUCAAUUUAUUUACUUUACUGAAUGACAUUGAUGAAGCGCGGAAGUCCGGACAAAAGUUAUUCAAGUUAAAUAUUUUUUAGAUACAGUAUGUCGCCCAUUAUUCUAUAUAUUGUUGCAAACACUAACACAAUUAUGCCAUGGGUGUUCAUUUACAUUUUUAGGAUGAAUUUCUACAUUUUAAAAACACUUUUGUCAUUCAAAUUUUAACCUGGACAGUUACACUGAAGGAUAUUUUGUCACUUUAGAGCUCAUUAACUCACUUAAUUUAAUAGUUUGCAACACAAAUAUUUCUGGGUCAAAAGAAGGGUAAGAGUUGUGUGAUUUAAUAUUAUAUAUGUCUUUUUAUGUUAAAUGAAUGGCCUUUGGACACAAAAUGUACAUGUCUCGUCAUUGACCCAGAUACCAGUAAUUGCGGUAAGGCUAGUUAGAAUUGGCUCGCAAAACUACCUCCAGCUUCCUUCAUACUGGAUGCAAAGACAUAAAAAUGGUGGUAUCCAUGAGUUCAUCUGACUGAGGAAGUAGAUAAAGGGCUUCAUUGUCAAAAUCCCAAAGUAUCCCUUUAAGGUCCUUGCAGGUCCAGGGAAGUGUGUGUGUGUGUGUGUGUGUGUGGACGUGUUCAGUUAUUCUUGUGGGGACCAGAAAUCCCUGCAAGAAUAGUAAACAAACAAAAAUUUGACCAACUGGGGACAUUUUAUUAGUCCCCACAAGGUCAAAUUUCUAGGGGGUUUAGGGUUAAGGUUAGAAUUAGUGUUAGAACUAUGUUAAGGGUUAGGAGCUAGGGUUAGGGGUUAAGGUUAGGUUUUUGGGUUAAGGUUAGGGGAAGAGUACGGAUUAGGUUUAGGGGUUAGGGAAAAUAUGAUUUUGAAUGGGGUAGAAUUGUGUGUCCCCACAUGGUUAGCUGUGCAAGACUGUGUGUGUUUACUUUUUGUUAUUGUCCUGAUAAAUCACUCUGUUCUGACUCGUGACUGAUGAUAAAUCACUCUGUUCUGACUCGUGACUGAUGAUAAAUCACUCUGUUCUCCAAUUUAUGAUCAAUAACUGAUGAUAAUUUACUCUGUUCUCUGCAAAGGGGAAUCUGUACUUGCACUCGUAUGUGUACAACCCUACAGACUCUCACACUGUAAACAUGUAGUUCCUCAGUUAACUCGUGAUGCUAGAUUUGUUAUAUAUGUUUGUUAGACAUAAUUGGCUGUGUAGAUACUCAUGGAGAUUAAUUUAUUAUGAGUUCACAAAUUAGUCAUGGUACAUACAGUGCCUUCAGAAUGUAGUCAUACCCUUUAACUUAUUCCACAGUUUGUUGUUGCAGCCUGAAUUCAAAAUUGAUUAAAUAUUUUUUUUUCCUCACCCAUCUACACACAAUAUCCUAUAAUGACAAAGUGAAAACAUGUUUUCAGACAUUUUUGCCAAUUUAUUGAAAAUUAAAUACAGAAUUUUACAGAACACAUCCCUGGGCCUUCAAUGACCUUAAAGGGAUACUUUGGGAUUUUGGCAAUGAAGCCCUUUAUCUACUUACAUAGGUAUUCACACCCCUGAGUCAAGCACCUUUGGCAGUGAUUACAGCUGUGUCUUUCUGGGUCUCUACAAGCUUUACACACCUGGAUUGUGCAACAUUUGCCCAUUAUUCCUUUCAAAAUUCUUCAAGCUCUGUCAAAUUAGUUGUUGAUCAUUGGUAGACAACCAUUUUCAAGACAAGUAGAUUUAAGUCACUGGAACUCUUCUUGGUAAGCAACUCCCGUGUAGAUUAGGCCUUGUGUUUUAGGUUAUUGUCCUGCUGAAAGGUGAAUUCAUCCUCCAGUGUCUGGUGGAAAGCAGACUGAACCAGGUUUUCUAGGAUCUUGCCUGAAAACUCCUCAGUCCUUAACGAUUACAAGCAUACCCAUAACUUGAUACAGCCACCACUGUACUUGAAAAAAUGGAGAGUGGUACUCCGUAAUGUGUUGUAUUGGAUUUGCCCCAAACAUAACACUUUGUUUUGGAAUAUUUUUAUUCUUAGGCUUCAUUCUUUUUACUCUGUCAAUUAGGUUAGUAUUGUGGAGUAACUACAAUGUUGUUGAUCCAUCCUCAGUUGUUUCCUGUCACAGCCAUUAAACUCUGUAACUGUUUUAAAAUGACCAUUGGCCUCAUGAUGAAAUCUCUGAGCGGUUUUCUUUUCUCUCCGGCAACUGAGUUAGGAAGAACGCCUGUAUCUUUGUAGUGACUGGGUGUAUUCAUACACCAUUGAUAGUGUAAUUAAUAAGGGAUAUUCUAUCUUUAUUUUUUCAUUUUAUUUACCCAUCUACCAUUGUUUGCAAAGCAUUGUAAAAUCUCCCUGGUCUUAUGGUUGAAUCUGUGUUUGAAAUUCACUGUUCGACUAAGCAACCUUUACAGAUAAUUGAAUAUGUGGGGUACAGCAAUGAGGUAGUCAUUAAAAAAUCCUGUUAAACCCUGUUAGUCCAUGCAACUUAUUAUGAAUUCAUAUAGGCUUGCCAUAACAAAGCGGUUGAAUACUUGAGACAUUUCAGCUUUUCAUUUUAAUUAAUUUGUAAAAAUGUCCCAAAACAUAAUUCCAUUUUGACAUUAUGGUGUAUUGUGUGUUUGUGUAGGCCAGUGAUUUUUUUUCUUCUGUUCUCUAAAUAAUCCAUUUUACUUUCGGGCUAUAACAAAAACAAAUUGGAAAAAGUCCAAGGGUGAGAAUACUUUCUGAAGGCACUGUAUAACUUAACUAAGGCCACCAACCAAACCCAAGUGGCAUAUCUGGAUUUGCACAGAGAGAAAUAAUAGAUGAAUGUUUACAGUUAUGAUACAUUUUGUAAUUUUCCUAAUGAAAAUAUAUAUUUGAGAUAAUAUACAGUAUCAGUUUAGUUGCCAAUAACAAUAUUGAAACAAUUGUGGUUACUAUGACUGAAUGUGACAAAGUCAAGGCACAUAUCAAUACAGUUAAAAUACUUAUGGAAAAAAAUGAUGUAUUAGGAUGCCAACGUACAAUAUAUUUACUGUAUGAACAAGAUAGGUUUUCAAGUAUGCCCAGGCUCUUAGUCUUGUCUGUUUGUUGACAUCAUGUUGUAGGACCUCAUGCAUUCCAAUAAAGAAAUCCUUUGUAAUACUACUAGGAAAACUCAAUACUCUGAUGCUAAAUACUUAUGGGCAUUCAUUCACAUUCUAUUGUGUUCUGUUACAAUGAAGCUGCAAAGUAGUACAUUAAGGCUGUGUUUACACAGGCAGCCCAAUUCUGAUAUUUUUUCCACUCAUUGGUCUUUUGACCAAUCACAUCAGAUCUUUUCACAUCAGAUCUUUUUCAGAGCUAAUCUGAUAGGUCAGAAUACCAAUGAGUGAAAGGAAAUGAUCCGAAUUGAGCUGACCAUGUAAACGCAGCCUAAGUGACGGUGAGUAUAGGCUACAGUGGUCUAUCAAUAAUCACUGGAAACCUUGUUUUUCCUUUUCAUGUGUUUUUCUUCUUCAGUGCUUUAUUGGAGAUGUGGGAUUUUAGAUCAUUGUCAUGCACACAUCAAUGUCAUGCACAUAUAUCAAUGACAUGCACUUGAAGCAAUUAAACUUAAAAUAUGUCA
Oncorhynchus nerka (sockeye salmon) is the source of this 12963-nucleotide messenger RNA. RefSeq names its product dedicator of cytokinesis protein 8-like. Lineage: Eukaryota; Metazoa; Chordata; Actinopteri; Salmoniformes; Salmonidae. The transcript is spliced from 48 exons. The record is from RefSeq and is a predicted model, not a curated record. Gene Ontology annotation, cellular component: cell leading edge. Gene Ontology annotation, biological process: positive regulation of T cell migration; small GTPase-mediated signal transduction; positive regulation of GTPase activity. Gene Ontology annotation, molecular function: guanyl-nucleotide exchange factor activity. The coding region runs from base 94 to 6381 and encodes 2095 amino acids.